AACGUAGGUCAUAUUAAUCGAUCUAUUUGUAUCAUUUAAACAUGGCUUACAACUAGUCGAGACGAUGACGAAGAGGGCAAAAAUAAUUACUUCAGUAGUCCCCCGGAGUUGAAGUCCCGGAGCCCAGCAACGCCACACACGUGGCGCAAAUGCAGCUGAUAAACAGAAUGCCACGUGUCAUGCCUAAAACCACAGCCUGCAGACCCAUGGCAAAAUCUCGCAUUAUCCACAGGCUGUAUUAAGCUUAAUCAGUUCAAUUUCCAUGGAGUGGAGCUCUGAGUGAAGCCCUUCGUUCACCUGCCUCCACAAAGUUCCUACUACCAGAUGCCCUUCGGUCCUUUUCGGUUUCUUGUUGCCCCUCAUUCACCCUUUUCCCAAUUCUCUUCGACCUAGCUGCACUUUCGGAGCUCCUCUAAUGGCGUUGCCUCAGAUUUUGCAUUCUCCAGCUUCGUCUUCUUCAUCUUCUUCCUUAAUUUCGCCCAAAUCCCACUUAAAUCCGGCCAACUGUGUUAAACCCGCCGGAAACUGCUUCCCAACUGCCCGCGGCCGCCACCAGCGGCGGCGGAGCCCUAAUUCAUUGUGCUGCUCCGCGUCGUCGUUCUCCGAGAAGCACCACGCGAAUUCGCCCAAAUCGGACGACGUCGUGGAGCUCCCUCUCUUCCCUCUCCCGCUCGUACUCUUCCCCGGCGCAAUUCUCCCCCUUCAGAUUUUCGAAUUCCGGUACCGGAUGAUGAUGCACACCCUCCUCCAGACCGAUCUCCGGUUCGGUGUCAUCUACGCCGACGCGGCGACCGGAACUGCCGACGUCGGCUGCGUCGGCGAGGUCGUCAAGCACGAACGCCUCGUCGACGACCGUUUCUUCCUGAUCUGCAAGGGGCAGGAGCGUUUCCGCGUGACGAGAAUCGUCCGUACCAAACCCUACCUGGUGGCGGAGGUGAACUGGCUGGAGGACCGGCCGUCCGGCGGCGAGGUGGAGGAUCUGGACGCGCUGGCGAACGAGGUUGAAUUGUACAUGAAGGAUGUGAUCCGGCUGUCGAACCGGCUGAACGGGAAGCCAGAGAAGGAGGUCCAGGACCUUCGCCGGAACCUGUUUCCGACGCCGUUCUCCUUCUUCGUCGGGAGCACUUUUGAAGGGGCGCCCAGAGAGCAGCAGGCAUUGCUGGAGCUGGAGGACACUGCACUGAGAUUGAAGAGGGAAAAGGAAACCUUAAAGAACACACUAAAUUACUUGACGGCUGCAUCUGCAGUGAAGGAUGUGUUUCCAUCUUCAUAGCAAAGCCUGCGGAGAAGACAGACACAGACAAGAUAGGUAUUGUUUGUUUGGUUAAUGAAAAUGAUGAUGUAUAAAACUUGGUAUAGUUGCAAGAUAAUACACAGCAUGAUAAUUUUGAUGCCUAAUGGAUAAAUCUCUUAAAUAAGAUUGGAUGAUCAUGCCAAAUAGCUGCUGCUUUAAGAUUCAAGGGUUUUGCUAUGAUAUGCUUAGCUAGAGAUUGACUGAAUAUUUGGAUUAAUAUGCUGCUAAAAUUUCUAUUAAAUAUGGUUUUGCAA
Molecule: messenger RNA, 1548 nt
Organism: Andrographis paniculata
Lineage: Eukaryota; Viridiplantae; Streptophyta; Magnoliopsida; Lamiales; Acanthaceae
Exons: 1
Coding region: 416-1273 (285 amino acids)
Source: RefSeq, a predicted model, not a curated record